AUGGUGGAGAGGGGUUUGAAGCGUCGGGCGGCCGCGCAGUUGAUGAAGGAGAUUGUGGCGGAGUGCGUGGCCGAAGGCGCAGCGCGUACGGCUGCCACGAAGCGCGCCCGGAAGCAGCUGGCAGUCAAGCCGGCGCCGCUCUCGAAAGCGGAACAGGAGCGGCGCCAGGCCCAAGCGGAGUCGCGGGAGGAGGAGCGCCAGCGAGUGCGCGACCUGGCGCAGACGCGCCCUGAACUCUUCCCGAUGCGGUCGCCGCGCGAUCCCUCCGUCGCGGGCAUGAACCGGUUCGCGGAGGCGCGCCUGGCGGCGGCCGCCGGCGUGCCCUGCGAGGACCCCUUCAUGAAGGUCCAUCUCGUGUGCUCACCGAGGCGCGACGGCGACGCCACAACGCGCGCCGUUCGCGAAGUGCAGGCGGGCGCCGAGGAUUCCGAUGCAGAUUGCGAUGCCCUGUGGCUCGCGUGCGUCGCCCGGGCGGCCUUCGGCACGGAGCGCUUCGUCCGACGCCUCGGUCUCCAGCGCCCCGCUUCGUUCGAGCAGUUCGUGGAGGCGUGCGUGGGCGCGGCGGUCGCCGUGGCGGCCGAGGGCUUCCACGCGUGCACCGACGCCUACACGGCGGGCCGGCUCGGGUGGAAUGACGAGCGCGCCGCCUGGCGCAUGGGCGACGAUGCUGCCGCGGCCGAGUAUCUCCGCGAGAAGCACACCGCGGUGCGCUCUCGCAGCUGGCGGCGUCUCCUGGCGGCCGUCCGCGGCGGCCCUUUCAUGGGGCUGCAGCGUGCCCUGGAUCUCCUGGGCUCGCCCGUGCUCCCUGAGGCUGCGGUUGUCGGCUUGGACGAGUUCUGCCCGCUCGGCGACGGAGCGAUCCAGGGCUUGGGGCGCCUGUACAAGGAGUUCGCGGGCGAGAUGAGCAAGGUGCCCGCUGCGCAGGUCCAAGCACUCGCGCAGCCCUAUCUGCGCCGAUGCCGCGACGCCCUGAACGCAGGACUGACGGCGGACCACCCGCACAUCAAGCGAGAGUUGGGCCGGUGGUCGCUGAAGGACGCCGAGCACUGGCUGUGCGAGUGCAACAAGUACUGCCGCACGGUGCUCGGCGACGAGGGCUGCUGCCGGUCCCGGCUCAGGUGCCCGCGUGACAUUGGCACGCAGCUCGGCGGAGCGGGCGGCGACACGCGCGAGCGCCCCCGCUGA
Messenger RNA from Prorocentrum cordatum, 1185 nucleotides. Lineage: Eukaryota; Dinophyceae; Prorocentrales; Prorocentraceae. The record is from the annotation of a GenBank genome assembly.